UGCUGACAACUACCAUCGGACUCAAAAACUGACGACAAACCAUCACUCAGUACUAUACUUACAAUGCCUCCCAAAGCCGAUAUCAACAAAGCCGGAUGGGAGCAGAGUGAAUUCCCUAUUCUUUGCGAAACAUGUUUGGGUGAUAAUCCGUUUAUUCGUAUGUCCAAGCAAGAGUAUGGACGCUCUUGUGGCACUUGUGCAAGACCGUUCACAGUAUUCCGUUGGAAUCCAGGUUCUGGCAUGCGCUUCAAAACCACCGUCAUUUGCCAAACGUGCGCCAAAGUGAAGAAUGUCUGCCAAACAUGCCUUCUUGAUCUUGAAUAUGGGCUACCUACACAAGUCCGUGAUACCGCUUUGGCUUUGGAGAAGGACGCACCUACAAGUGAUAUUAACCGGGAGUACUAUGCACAGAACAUGGAGGCCAAGUUAGAAGGCGACAAGUCCGGCCUUGGGAGCGGGCGAACCCAGUCUGCGGGGAAGGAUAUGUUGAAGCAACUAGCGCGGACAGACCCUUAUUAUAAGCGCAAUCGUCCGCAUGUGUGCUCAUUUUUUGUCAAGGGGGAGUGCAAGCGCGGAUCUGAAUGCCCAUAUCGACAUGAGAAUCCUGUAGAAAGCGCGCUGUCACACCAGAAUUUGCAAGAUCGAUAUCAUGGGCAGAAUGACCCCGUCGCUCGUAAAAUUAUGGCCACACACGCCGCAAAUCAAGGCUUGAAGCCUCCUGAUGAUGAGACUAUUACUUCAAUUUUUUUAUCCUUACUUUCUCCCGAAUCUACGGAACUGAGUAUACGCACAACCGUUCUCAAGUCGCUACCCAGUGUUGAGCCGACGCAACUACGAUCUGUUGUUCAUGUAGCUAAGUCACGAUGUGCUUUCGUCAACUUCAAGGAACGAAGUACCGCUGAACGUGCUGCUGAGACAUGGGCCAACGGCCUUGAAAUUGACGGAGAACGAAUAGCAAUAAAAUGGGGCCGGAGCAAAGCAAAGCCGCCUGCCUCGACCGCGGUGUCUACCAUAUCAUAG
This is a messenger RNA of Guyanagaster necrorhizus, 1020 nucleotides long. RefSeq lists its product as uncharacterized. Gene Ontology annotation, molecular function: metal ion binding; U6 snRNA binding; pre-mRNA binding. Bases 64 to 1020 code for a protein of 318 amino acids. NCBI's taxonomy places the organism in Eukaryota, Fungi, Basidiomycota, Agaricomycetes, Agaricales, Physalacriaceae. The record is from RefSeq and is a predicted model, not a curated record. Gene Ontology annotation, cellular component: U2-type catalytic step 1 spliceosome; U2-type catalytic step 2 spliceosome; Prp19 complex. The transcript is spliced from 6 exons.